Molecule: messenger RNA, 1513 nt
Organism: Saccoglossus kowalevskii
Lineage: Eukaryota; Metazoa; Hemichordata; Enteropneusta; Harrimaniidae
Biological process (GO): muscle structure development; actin cytoskeleton organization
Cellular component (GO): Z disc; filamentous actin; adherens junction
Molecular function (GO): muscle alpha-actinin binding; actin binding
Source: RefSeq, a predicted model, not a curated record
GUGCAAUUAAUCGACCUUACAAGAACAACGUAUCUCGGCGACCGGCUUAGAACUUGCUUUAAUUUGACUGAAAUUACCCUAUAUAUUGGACUACUAAUUACGACACAACCACUUCCGUCUGUUCAACAUAGUUUGGUUCGUCGGCAGAGAAGAUAACUUUCAGAGAAAAAUGCAGUAUAAGGCUCAUCUCGUAGGCCCAGGACCUUGGGGCUUUCGGCUGACGGGAGGCAAGGAAAACAACCAACCUCUGAUCAUAUCUCGGACCACUGCGGGCGGUAAAGCUGUGAAAGCGGAUAUCAGGCCAGAUGACAUUUUAACGGCAAUCAACGGGGAACCGACGUUUGACAUGACGCUAGCAAGGGCACAGGAGAAAAUACGGAUUACAAAGGGAGAUCUAUAUUUAACAAUGAUGAGGAGAGGAGCUGAUGGAAAUCACAAUCAACAGAAACAGCAACCACAUCAGCAAUCGAGAGCAGCUCCACCACCAGCGCCACCUGCGCCUCCUAUGCCGUAUCAACAACCUGCUCGGUCUCCUGCUCCUUAUCAGCAAAAUGCUCGGUCUCCUGCCCCAUACCAACAACACGCCCGUUCACCGGCACCCUACCAACAACAUGUCCGUCAACCUGCUGCCUACCAGCAAAAUGCUCAUUCCCCUGUCAGCUACACCUCACCUCCUGCUCUAUCCCCAGUCCGCUCCCCACAGCAAGUUGAUUACGCAAGACCGCCUCAAUUAUUUGGAAAGGCCAGCCCUACUACAGGAUCCCAAUCAUUCAGACCAGUGAUAAGUCCGAGUCCUACAAGCAAUAAGAAACCUUUCACUUAUGGAUAUGAUCCUGCCUCGGCGCGGUCGCCGGGAUUUAAUAAAGUGACGUCACCAAAUAAUGACUCGGGACCGAGGGUUGAGAUCAGACGGGAACCGCAAUACCAGCCGCAUCACCAACCAGCCAAAAUACCCAGUUACUAUCGAAGAAUUGACCCAACUCACGGCGCCGAAGAGAAAUACGAAGAGCCUCAUCAACCCAGUCCAACUGCCAAGGUAGUUCACCUUCAAUACAAUUCACCUGUUGGAAUUUACUCCGCUGACAACAUUGCCGAUUCUUUCAAAGGGCAAACCACGGACAUGAUUUCUACUGGUCAGGCAGGUGUUGUUAGAGGAAAUAGUCCCGGAUACAGUCCAAGCCACAUGAAUAACAGCCCAGGGCACAGAAGUAACGUAACGCAGGUGUACCCAGCUGUUCUUAAUCAAGCUCCACUGCCUCGAUCUGUUGAUGCGAAUUCAAGACUUAUCCCGCAACGAGAUGAGAUGUCUGGUGAUUACUAUGGUUACAAAAACCCUGGCUCCCAAUCCAAGUCUUUUAGAGUACUGCAACAACACGUAGCCCAGACGGGGGAAAUGGAAUACGGGCAGGAACUUUAAAAGAAACUAACAAACCAACAAACAAACACGAAGCUUAAACAUUGUUAGAGUAUGACACAGUUCUUUUUUCCUCCGCAAGACCGCGUCACGACAGAU